Messenger RNA from Acomys russatus (golden spiny mouse), 387 nucleotides. RefSeq names its product reactive oxygen species modulator 1-like. The transcript has 2 exons. Gene Ontology annotation, cellular component: TIM23 mitochondrial import inner membrane translocase complex. Bases 1 to 387 code for a protein of 128 amino acids. Gene Ontology annotation, biological process: protein insertion into mitochondrial inner membrane; protein import into mitochondrial matrix. The record is from RefSeq and is a predicted model, not a curated record. NCBI's taxonomy places the organism in Eukaryota, Metazoa, Chordata, Mammalia, Rodentia, Muridae.
AUGCAUAAACAGUCCAAUAGACUCACGAAUCUAGAAGAAUAUCUGGCUGUGUCUCUUCUCAACUCAAUCCAAUGGGCCAGUAGCACCCUCCGCCUAGCCUUGGGUCUAAGACGUAGAGCUGAGCGACUGCGGCGGCGAAGAGACGCCGGUGGCCUGGCCGUGGGUCCCUACAGGCAGUCCCAGCCCAGCUCCUUCAACCACGUGAAGAUGGGCUUUGUCAUGGGUUGUGCUGUGGACAUGGCGGCUGGGGCGCUGUUCGGCACCUUCUCCUGUUUCAGGAUCGGAAUGCUGGGUCAGGAGCUGAUAGGCGGCACUGGGAAAACCAUGAUGCAGGGUGGCAGCACCUUUGGCACAUUCAUGGCCAUUGGAAUGGGCAUACAAUGCUAA